This is a messenger RNA of Saccharomyces mikatae IFO 1815, 1983 nucleotides long. It is a transcript of the gene MIP6, whose product is annotated as Mip6p. Bases 1 to 1983 code for a protein of 660 amino acids. The record is from RefSeq and is a predicted model, not a curated record. NCBI's taxonomy places the organism in Eukaryota, Fungi, Ascomycota, Saccharomycetes, Saccharomycetales, Saccharomycetaceae. The transcript has a single exon. Gene Ontology annotation, molecular function: mRNA binding. Gene Ontology annotation, cellular component: cytosol.
AUGUCGAGUACUCAAAGUAAUGUGUUAAAUAACAUCUCUCUAAACAGUAAGCAAAAUCAUAGAUCGAUUUCUAAGACUUGCUCAAAGGGAAAAGAUGUAAAACAGAAAAACUUCAAAAUGGCUUCCACAGAGAUACUGGUGAAUACGCAAGGAGCUGGCCAUAAAGGUGAGAAUAUGAAAUCAAUGAAUUUUGCAGUUAAAAGUGGAAAUGACAACAGAAAACAUGAGUGCAGAAAUGCAACGCAGGAAAAGAAAGAGCAAGAACAAGUUUCUGAGAAGAGAGUUUCAAAGGAAGGCGUGGAAAAAAGAAGUACAAAAAAUUUAAAGAUAAGCACCCUUUUUAUAGGAAAUUUAAAACCAACUGUCACCGAGGAAAUGCUAAGGAAAAUAUUCAGAAAGUAUCAAUCUUUUGAAUCCGCUAAGAUAUGCCGUGAUUUUCUUACCAAGAAAUCGUUAGGUUAUGGCUAUUUAAACUUUAAAAAUAAAAACGAAACAGAAGCUGCAAGAAAGGAAUUCAAUUAUACAGUUUUUUUUGGCCAAGAAGUUAAAAUUAUGCCUUCUAUGAAAAAUACACUAUUCAGAAAAAAUAUUGGAACUAAUGUUUUUUUCUCAAAUUUACCCCUAGACAAUCCUCAACUGACCACAAGAAAAUUUUAUCUGAUAAUGAUCGAGUAUGGCAAUGUACUCUCGUGUCUUUUAGAAAAAAGAAAAAACAUUGGAUUUGUUUAUUUUGAUAACGAUAUUUCUGCUAGAAAUGUAAUAAAAAAAUACAACAACCAAGAGUUCUUUGGGAAUAUUAUUAUAUGUGGAAUACAUUUUGACAAAGAAGUAAGAAGCAGACCUGAAUUUACUAAAAGGAAAAAAAUGAUCGGCUCUGACAUAGUUAUCGAAGACGAGCUUUUAGCUAGUAAAAAUUUACCAGAUAAUGCUCACUUAAAAACAAUAAUAGCAAAAAAUCUACCUUCAGAAUCAACACAAGAAGAAGUACUAAAUUUUUUCAGUACAAGUGGCCCCGUGAAGUCUGUAUUCAUUUCACAGAAGCAAGCGAAUGCGCCACAUAGAGCGUUUGUCACGUAUAAAAGCGAAGAAGACUCUAAGAAGGCACAAAAAUACUUAAAUAAUACAGUUUUCAAAGGACAGACUAUUUGGGUGGGUCCUACCAAAAAUAAAUCCAUUCAUAAUAAAUCGAGAACAAGCAGGAAAACAAAAGUCUAUUUAAGGAGCUUAAGCUUCAAUUGUAAUAAAGAGUUUAUUAGCCAGCUAUGCUUGCAAGAAAGGAUACGAUUUAGCGAAAUCAAGAUUACAAACUACAAUUCAUUAAAUUGGACAUUCUCUGGAUAUAUCGAGUGCCUUUCCAGCAGCGAUGCUGAGAAAUUAUUUAAUAUUCUGGAUAGGAGACUAAUUGGAAGUAGCCUGGUUGAAGCAUCAUGGACAAAAAAUUAUGGUAACAUGUUAAAUGAGAUAGAUUAUGAAGAUAAGAACAACGAUAAUAGUUGUAGUAGCUCGAUUAAUAUCAGUCCCAUGAUGCGUUUCCACUCAAGGAACUUACCAGCUUGUCAAAUGCCCCUACCGUCACAGUUUCAGCAGCAAUUCGUUUCCCCAUUCCAACCAUAUUCAAACUCAUGUACAAACACGAACUCACCGGUAUCAACACCAAUGAAACCUCAUCCAGCAUUUGAUUUAAUUACAAAAGUUAAUGACAAAAAAAUGGAACCAGUAGCAGAAUCUAAACAAGGAAAUGAGGAAAUACUGGAGUCAUUGAAAAAAAUCAUAAACAGAAACUUACAACGCAUAAAUAUUUCUGGUUUAAAUAAGGUAGAGAACUUGCGCAGCAUUUCCGAGUUCAUUUUCGACGUAUUUUGGGAUCAUGAUUCGGAAAGACUAGCACAUUUUUUGUUAAUCACAAAUACUUCACCAGAAUCACAAGAAAUUCUGCAAAAGCAAAUAAUCAGGGCUGCUGAAAACCUUGGAUUUCCCGUUUAA